AUGUUCUCAGGCAAGCUCGCUGCUCUGGCAGCUCUUCUCCCUGCAGCAGCUUUCGCUGCUAGCAAUGCCAGCAUUGCAGGCAACGGAUCCUCGGUACUGCCCAAUGGCAAGUACGAGAUCUCGUCCGAGGGCAUUCGCGCCAACUUCGUUCCUUACGGCGCAUCCAUCUCCAACCUCUUCAUCCGAGACCAACACGGUGUCGAACGUGAUAUCGUUCUUGGUUGGGACAACGCUACCUACUACACUGAGGACAAGCUGCACCCUCACUUCGGUGGUGUUCCUGGACGUUACGCCAACCGCAUCAAGAACUCGACUUUCGAGAUUGAUGGCAACACUUAUCAUGUUACCCCGAACGAGAACGGCGGACGCGAUACCCUCCACGGUGGACUCGAUGGCUGGUUCGUGAUACCAUACUCUACCGACUUCCGCUGGUCAUUGACAUAUUCUGCAGGNGAUUGGCGCAACUGGACCGUGGCCGCUCACACCACCGACUCCAUCACCUUCUCCAUUGUCGACCCAGACGGUGCGAACGGUUUCCCUGGCGAGGUGAUCAGCUAUGUUACAUACACAUUGACCCCUUANGUCUACUGGAACCUUGACGGGUUCCAAAACCCCGACGAUGCCACUAUCAACAACUACACUGUGCACUUGCCUUACUCUGGCCAGCGUGUUGCCGUCGAUGGCAUUCUCAUCCCCAACGGUACCAUCUUGCCCAACGAGCAAGGUGGCGUCUUCGACUUCUGGUCAUCACCCAAGAAGAUCGGCGCCAACCUGACUUCGCCCGAUCUUGUUGGUGGUUGUGGCAGCGGCUGUGUUGGUUACGACACCUGCUGGCUCGUCAACAGAGAUCAGAACGGACCCUAUGACUGGCGCCAAUCAGGGCCUGUUGCCACUGUGUCUAGCCCUUUCUCUGGUAUUCAGAUUGAUAUCUUCACCGACCAACAAGCAUUCCAGAUUUACUCAUGUCCUGGACAGAAUGGUUCGUUCUAUUUUGUGUUCGAUACCGAGUUAUUUCUAAUUUUGAUCAACNNAGGAACCACCACUAUCAAGGAAACCCAAGGCUUCUUCAACCAGACUGACCAACCACGUGUCGUCCAAAAGUAUGGCUGCAUGGUCAUGGAGGUCGAGGACUGGAUUGAUGCCAUCAACCAACCCGAGUGGCANAGAGAGAAGAGAAAUAUCUUCGGUCCUGGCGACGACCCAUAUGUUCUCCAGGCCACAUACAAGUUCUCCGUGAACAAAGAGUCGGCAUCUACUUCCAACUGCACAUCCAGCUACUAG
This is a messenger RNA of Aureobasidium vineae, 1281 nucleotides long. Lineage: Eukaryota; Fungi; Ascomycota; Dothideomycetes; Dothideales; Saccotheciaceae. The record is from the annotation of a GenBank genome assembly.